GUUGAAGCAUAAUUUGACCCUGCAUCUCGGCCUCCCACAUCUUUCUUCUGCUAGAUCUAUAACUAGUUUCUUCCUGCAGCUAAACCUUGGUAAUCAAUAGCUUGUAGAUACUCCGCAUCUUCGGCAAACAUCUCACCUUCAAAGUCAUCACAUUCAUCACAUCACAGUCUCGAGAUGGCGCUAAACCCAAACGGAGAAUACGGACCUGUCAUCCGUCCAUCAUCGGGGCGCGAGAUGUCCGCAAUCCGGGGGGCAGUAAGUGGGUACAGAGAUGUUAGAAAAGUGUCAGUUGAGAUCCAUCUUCCCAGGCUUUAACCUCUCUUGAAAUGAUGAACACUCGGGCCUGAGAAGCUCGCUAAACAAAGCACCGACUGUCGAUUGCUGGCCAUGAGGUUGCUAAGAUGGCCUCACAAGGACAAGCCGCCGGUUCUGCUCAAGGUGCGGUCCUCGGCUGGCCUCAUCGUCACCACAUGUUCCUUUGCAAUCUUCACUGACAUCUUUCUGUAUGGUGUCAUCGUUCCCAUACUUCCAUUCUCUCUUCAGGAUCGAAUUGGUAUCAGCACAAAAAGGGUGCAGUACUGGGUCUCCAUAGCAUUGGCCGUGUUUGGUGCUGCACUCUUGGCUGGUUCUCGUAUGUCCACAGUCCUCCCUUGAAGUGAUAGUAUAUAACUUAUGGUGACUAUAACAGCUGUCUGGGGUUAUCUAGCCGACAGAAUCCACAACCGCCGGGUACCUAUGCUUAUAGGUCUUAUUGUAUUGUGUGGUGCUACCGUUUUUCUAUGCGUAGGUCGCACGCUUGCUCUCUUCAUGAUCGGCCGUGCUCUGCAAGGUAUAUCGGCCGCACUAACAUGGACUGUUGGCCUUGCACUUGUUGUCGAUACUGUCGACAAGGAGCAUAUCGGCAAAGCCAUGGGUUGGAUCAGCACAGCUUGCAGUCUGGGCAUCUUGGUGGCACCUCUACUGGGAGGUCUCGUAUAUGGAAAGGGAGGUUACUACUCCGUUUUCGCCAUGUGCUUUGGCCUUCUCGCUGUUGACAUUGUCCUGCGUCUUAUCAUCAUCGAGGUCAAGGACACCAAAAGGUGGCUUGAUAGGGCGGAACCUAUAGCCGAGGCAGAUCCAGAACGUGUCGUAACGGAGGAACCGAAAAUUGAGAAGAGCAAAGAUAAUAUCGCUCAGCAAACAGGUGGGCAGACCAAGGACGUGUCAGACCCAUCACGAUCACCUAUCAAGACACUCGUCAAGCUCCUGGGGCAGCCUCGAUUCCUGGCUGCUCUGUGGGGAACCUUCGUUCAGGCACUUAUCAACACGGCGCUCGAAAGUACUCUCCCCCUUCUCACACACGAGUUAUUUGGCUGGGACUCCAUUGGAGCAGGACUAAUAUUCCUCCCGGUCAUUCUGCCAUCAUUUCUGGGACCUGUGGUUGGCAUGGUUGGCGAUCGAUACGGGCCUAAGUGGCUCGCUUCAUUCGGCUUCCUCUUCGCCACACCCUUUGUUGUAUGUCUGAGGUUCGUCGACGAGAAUACGAUUCAAGACAAGAUCCUUCUUUGCGGGCUCUUGGCUGGUGUGGGCAUCACCACGGCCUGCAUCUUUGGUCCCCUGAUGGCCGAGAUCACUUGGUCCGUCCAGGGCGAGGACGGCACUGAAGGUGCGGGGCAGAUUGCUCAAGCGUAUGGCCUGUAUAACAUGGCAUACUCGGGAGGGUCUCUGGUAGGACCUAUAAUGGGCGGAAUGGUCAAGGAUAGCGCUGGUUGGGCAACUGUCGGAUGGAGUCUGGGUAUAGUAGUGUUUGUGUCCGCUAUUCCAACCGUUUUGUAUACGGGCGGGCCACUGAAGGUAAAGCUUAGAGGUUGGAGGUGACAGAAUUCAGCUGAAGCCUAAAUAAUUCAAACAGAAUACAAUUAUUGUAGGUUCAAGAUUGAGGUUAUUUAUAUACAUAUAAAAGUAUACGUAGUCCUUCACUGCCCGAACUGGAUGUCUCGGAC
Molecule: messenger RNA, 1982 nt
Organism: Fusarium odoratissimum NRRL 54006
Lineage: Eukaryota; Fungi; Ascomycota; Sordariomycetes; Hypocreales; Nectriaceae
Exons: 2
Coding region: 673-1857 (394 amino acids)
Biological process (GO): transmembrane transport
Molecular function (GO): transmembrane transporter activity
Source: RefSeq, a predicted model, not a curated record